Colletes gigas is the source of this 4001-nucleotide messenger RNA. It is a transcript of the gene alphaCOP, whose product is annotated as coatomer subunit alpha. The record is from RefSeq and is a predicted model, not a curated record. Gene Ontology annotation, cellular component: COPI vesicle coat. Gene Ontology annotation, molecular function: protein binding; structural molecule activity. Lineage: Eukaryota; Metazoa; Arthropoda; Insecta; Hymenoptera; Colletidae. The coding region runs from base 64 to 3708 and encodes 1214 amino acids. The transcript has 5 exons. Gene Ontology annotation, biological process: intra-Golgi vesicle-mediated transport; retrograde vesicle-mediated transport, Golgi to endoplasmic reticulum; endoplasmic reticulum to Golgi vesicle-mediated transport.
UCAAAGGUUAGGAGUAAGGAAUGUUUCUUUAAUUACAUCAUUUUGUUUGACACCCAGAAAAAAAUGUUGACGAAGUUUGAAACAAAAUCCGCUCGUGUAAAAGGGCUAUCCUUUCAUCCAAAACGACCUUGGGUUCUUGCAAGUUUACACAAUGGAGUUAUACAGUUAUGGGACUACCGUAUGUGUACCCUGUUAGAUAAAUUUGAUGAACAUGAUGGACCUGUUCGUGGAAUCUGUUUCCAUAGUCAACAACCAUUAUUUGUGUCUGGUGGUGAUGACUAUAAGAUUAAAGUAUGGAACUAUAAACAACGCAGAUGCAUUUUCACCCUAUUAGGUCAUUUAGAUUAUAUCAGAACACUUGUAUUCCAUCAAGAGUACCCAUGGAUUCUAAGUGCUUCAGAUGAUCAGACUAUCCGUAUUUGGAAUUGGCAAAGUCGUACUUGCAUUUGUGUCUUGACUGGGCACAAUCACUAUGUUAUGUGUGCACAGUUUCACCCUACAGAAGACAUUAUAGUAUCAGCUUCUUUAGAUCAAACUGUUAGGGUAUGGGACAUAUCUGGUUUAAGGAAGAAAAAUGUUGCUCCUGGGCCAGGAGGCCUGGAAGAUCAUUUAAAAAAUCCUGGUGCAACCGAUUUAUUUGGUCAAGCUGAUGCUGUGGUAAAGCAUGUCCUUGAAGGGCAUGAUAGAGGUGUUAAUUGGGCAUGUUUCCAUCCCACAUUACCUUUGAUCGUUUCUGGAGCAGAUGAUCGUCAGGUUAAAAUGUGGAGGAUGAAUGAUGCCAAAGCAUGGGAGGUAGAUACUUGCCGCGGACAUUACAACAACGUUUCUUGCGUUUUGUUCCACCCUAGACAAGAUCUAAUCCUUUCUAAUGCAGAAGAUAAGAGUAUCCGCGUCUGGGACAUGACAAAACGCACAUGCUUACACACGUUUAGGAGAGAGCAUGAAAGAUUUUGGGUUCUUGCUGCUCAUCCUACUUUAAAUCUCUUUGCUGCUGGUCAUGAUUCUGGAAUGAUCAUUUUCAAACUCGAGAGAGAACGACCAGCGUAUGCUGUGUACGGAAACGUCCUUUAUUACGUAAAAGAACGUUUCCUCCGAAAAUUAGAUUUCACUACCUCAAAAGAUACAUCUGUUAUGCAAAUACGUGGAGGUGGAAAGACACCUCCUUAUAGCAUGUCGUACAACCAAGCUGAAAACGCUGUUUUAAUUUGUACAAGAUCGCCUAACAAUAUAGAAAACAGUACUUAUGAUCUAUACAUGAUACCUCGCGAGGGUGAUUCGAAUACCGAUGCUGAUACAAAACGGGCUUCUGGUGUCACUGCCAUUUGGGUUGCUAGAAAUCGGUUUGCCGUAUUAGAUAGAGCGUAUUCGUUAGUCAUCAAGAACUUGAAAAACGAAGUUACGAAAAAGGUGCAGAUUCCAAAUUGCGAUGAAAUAUUUUAUGCCGGCACGGGGAUGCUUCUUUUACGCGAUGCUGAUCAAGUAACGCUCUUUGACGUUCAGCAGAAGAGAACACUAGCAGAAGUAAAGAUCUCGAAAUGUAGAUAUGUAGUUUGGUCGAGUGAUAUGUCUCACGUUGCUCUACUCGCGAAGCAUGCCGUUAAUAUUUGUAAUCGUCGAUUGGAGUCCCUUUGCUCCGUACACGAGAACACUAGAGUGAAAUCAGGAGCUUGGGACGAUUCUGGAGUAUUUAUUUACACUACCAGUAAUCAUAUUAAAUACGCAAUAAACAACGGUGAUCACGGUAUCAUCCGCACAUUAGAUCUACCAAUAUACGUAACUAGAGUCAAAGGCAAUCAAGUUUACUGCCUGGACAGAGAAUGUAGGCCGAGGAUUCUUCGAAUAGAUCCGACAGAAUAUAAAUUCAAACUAGCUUUAAUCAACAGAAAGUACGAAGAAGUUUUACACAUGGUUCGCAACGCAAAUCUCGUUGGCCAAUCUAUCAUUGCAUACCUACAACAAAAGGGGUAUCCUGAAGUUGCCUUACACUUUGUCAAAGAUGAAAAAACUCGUUUCGGCCUUGCACUCGAAUGUGGAAACAUCGAAGUCGCUCUAGAAGCCGCGAGAUCCCUCGAUCAAAAGUCCUGUUGGGAAAGCUUGGCCCAGGCAGCCUUAUUGCAGGGUAAUCACCAAGUUGUGGAGAUGUGUUAUCAGAGAACUAAGAAUUUCGAGAAGUUAUCGUUCCUUUACCUUAUAACUGGCAACUUGGAGAAGUUACGUAAGAUGAUAAAGAUCGCAGAAAUUAGAAAAGAUGUGUCUGGACAAUACCAGGGUAGUUUGCUACUUGGUGAUAUUUAUGAACGCGCAAAGAUUUUACGAAAUUCCGGCCAAGCAUCUUUAGCUUAUGUAACAGAGAAGAUACACGGCAUUUCAUCUGCAGAAGAUGAUAUCCAGUAUAGUUCCAUGAGUGAAGAACUUUCUGCCCUUGAAAAAGGAGCAGUAUACCUGCAACCUCCAGUUCCUAUUCAACAAGCCGAAAAUAAUUGGCCACUAUUAACAGUAUCGAAAGGUUUCUUCGAGGGUGCAAUGUUAUCACGCGGGAAGAGCCAAGUAGCUGCUGCUUUGGCUCCAGAGGAUGAUAACACUGUACCUGCCGAAGGAUGGGGUAACGACGAAGAGUUAGGAAUUGACGAUGAAGACGGUAUCGAUAUCGAACAACCUGCCGAAGGUGAAGAGAGCGCUGGAUGGGAUGUUGAAGAAGUGGAUCUACCGCCAGAGCUUGAAACUACAGUAACUGCAGUGGAAGAUGGCUACUUUUCACCACCAACGAAAGGAGUACCACCAACGCAACAUUGGAUGAAUAAUUCCCAGUUAGUCGUGGAUCACAUACUAGCUGGAUCAUUCGAAACUGCAUUUAGAUUAUUGAACGAUCAAAUCGGCGUGGUUGAAUUUGGGGCUUUCCAAAGUCUCUUUAUGAAUACUUUCGCACGGGCUCGAACAUCAUUCGAUACGUUACCAAAUAUACCUUCGUUGUAUGGAUAUCCUCAGCGAAAUUGGAAAGAUACAAAUCCCAAAGGUGGUUUACCAGCAAUUGGGUUACAUCUUACCGAUUUAGUUCAGAGACUACAAGUAUGCUAUCACUUGACAACUGGCGGAAAAUUCCCGGAAGCAGUAGAAAAGUUUCAAGCAAUUUUGCUGAGUGUACCGUUAUUAGCAGUCGAGACAAGACAAGAUAUUGCUGAAGCACAACAGCUAAUUCAAAUUUGCAGAGAGUAUAUCCUAGGUUUGAAGAUGGAGACUGACAGGAAGAAUCUUCCUAAAGCUACUCUAUCUGAACAAAAACGAAUCUGCGAAAUGGCAGCCUACUUUACACAUUGCAAUUUGCAACCAGUUCAUCAAAUUCUCACUUUAAGGAUAGCUGUAAAUAUGUUCUUCAAAUUGAAGAAUUAUAAAACUGCUGCUUCCUUUGCGAGGAGAUUACUUGAGUUAGGACCUAAACCAGAAUUAGCACAACAAGUUAGGAAAAUUUUACAGGCAUGCGAUAAAAACCCAGUAGAUGAGCAUCAAUUAGCGUACGACGAACAUAAUCCGUUCUCGUUGUGUGCAAGCACGUUUGUUCCGAUCUACAGAGGCAAACCGGAAGUCAAAUGCCCGUUAUGCGGUGCAAGUUAUUUACCACAGUUUAAAGAUACAGUGUGUAAAGUCUGCGAAGUUGCAUUAAUUGGUAAAGAGUGUAUUGGUCUGAGGAUAAGUCCUAUACAAUUCCGAUAAUUUUUUGCUAUAUUUUUCCAUUAAUGUACCUAGCAAUGAUAAUCUCAUGAUCAUCUAAAAAACUGCAAUGCAUUUUAUGUUAACACAGUAUCUCAAUUUUGCUAUUUGUUAACUAUGUUAGUUGUAAAAGGUAUUCUGUCAUUCCAACAAAGUAUUGUAAAUAUCAUGAAACAUAAACAUAUUACUAAAUCUUACAAACAUGUUUCCUUCAGUGAUUUUCCGAAGAAAAGAAGAGCAAUUUUGUACCACAUCCGUAUUGUUAUUAUGAAUUCAUAUUAAAACAAUACAAAAUA